GCUGUCUCUCUUUCAUUUAAAUCUCCCCACCUCACUCACACACUCUCUCUCUCUAUCUAUCUCUCCUUCGAAUCCUCUCUAUAUUUUCCCAUUUUACCCUUCCUUCAUCUUCGAAUUUCCAAAACCUCUACCACUCCCUCUCGCCGAUGUAUCGUGUAGCGACAUGAUGAAGAACACCACCACCACCACCACCACUCAUUCUCUCCUCUCCUUCUUCAUCUUCUUCUUCUCCGUCGCUACUAUCUCUCAUUCCUUCUCAGUCUCAUUCUCCAAUGCUCCUCUCUCCGUCAACGAAGUCAGAUUCAUCCAACGCCGUCAGCUUCUCGAGUUCGCCGACCGCGGCGAGAAUGUUACGGUAGAUCCGUCGCUUGUAUUCGAGAAUCCGAGGCUUCGUAGUGCUUACAUAGCUCUACAAGCUUGGAAACAAGCUAUCCUCUCUGAUCCUAAUAACAUCACUUUGAAUUGGAUCGGAUCCAAUGUCUGUAGCUACACCGGUGUUUUCUGUUCCCGCGCUCUUGAUAAUCGCCGGAUCCGUACCGUCGCCGGAAUCGAUCUUAACCACGGUGAUAUCGCUGGGUAUUUGCCUCUAGAGCUUGGUUUGUUGACAGAUCUGGCUUUGUUUCAUGUUAAUUCGAAUCGUUUCUGUGGUACUGUGCCUCGCACUUUCAAUCAGCUUAAGCUUCUGUUUGAGCUUGAUCUUAGUAACAACAGAUUCGCCGGGAAGUUUCCGACGGUGGUUCUUCAGUUACCGUCGUUGAAGUUUUUAGAUCUCCGGUUUAACGAGUUCGAAGGAACUGUACCAAAGGAGCUUUUUAGUAAAGAUUUAGAUGCGAUUUUCAUUAACCAUAACCGGUUCCGGUUUGAGUUACCGGAAAAUUUGGGUGAUUCUCCGGUUUCGGUUAUUGUUAUUGCGAAUAACCAUUUCCAUGGCUGUGUUCCGACGAGUUUGGUUGAGAUGAAGAAUCUUAAUGAGAUUAUUUUGAUGAACAAUCAUUUGAAUUCUUGUUUGCCGGCGGAUAUUGGGAGGUUGAAGAACGUUACGGUGUUUGAUGUUAGUUUUAAUGAGCUUGUUGGUCCUUUGCCGGAGAGUGUUGGUGGUUUGGUGGAGGUUGAGCAGUUAAAUGUGGCUCAUAAUUUGUUGUCCGGGAAGAUUCCGGCGAGUAUUUGUCAGUUACCGAAGCUUGAGAACUUCACUUAUAGUUACAAUUUCUUUACUGGUGAAGCUCCUGUGUGUUUGCGGUUGUCUGAGUUUGAUGAUCGGAGAAAUUGUUUGCCCGGAAGACCUGCUCAGAGAUCUUCACGGCAAUGUUCUGCUUUCUUGUCACGGCCGCCGGUGGAUUGUGAAUCUUUUAGUUGUGGUCGUUCUGUUUCACCGUCUCCUCCUAUUGUAGCAUUACCGCCUCCUCCUCCUCCAUCGCCACCUCUACCUCCACAAAUCUACUCUCCUCCGCCGUCACCUCCUGUCUACUCUCCUCCGCCGUCACCCCCUUACUCACCUCCUCCUCCACCGACAGUCCAUUACAGUUCUCCUCCACCACCACAACCAGUCCAUCACAGCUCUCCACCACCACCACCGUCUCCAGAAUACGAAGGUCCAUUACCGCCUGUCAUAGGAGUAUCAUAUGCAUCACCACCACCACCACCCUUCUAUUGAUGAUGAUUCUUUCAGAGGUAAAAAAAAACACCCCCACCAAAAACGAUGUCGUUUCUACUUACUCUAUCAAAAAUCAAGAAACAAGACUUCGUUCAUAGAUUAUUUUACAGAGAUCAAAAAAGAGAAAGAAUUUAAGAGAGUGAUCAAGAUUGUCUAGAAGAAGAAGAAGAAGAAGAUUUAUUCCGAUGAAAAUAAGAGAGAUUAUUAUUAUAAAUUAUUAUUAGGGUUUCCAGGGGGGGAAAACAAAACAAAAACAAGUUGUUUGUAUAGAGGAUGAUGAUAAAAAAAAAUCGGAGCAACAUCUUCUGCUGCUCCAUUUGUUUUUCUUCAUUUUGUUGUGUCUCUUUUUUUUUUGGGUCAGAUUAAUUUUAUUUUUAUUUUUGUGUUUCUAUCUUUCUUUACAAAUUCAAGAGUUCCUAAUUUCGUAAGUGAAACUCUGUGCUCACAUUUUUCUCUAUUUUUUUGGGUUUAUGUUUUGAUCGAUCUAUCAGAAAGA
Molecule: messenger RNA, 2150 nt
Organism: Capsella rubella
Lineage: Eukaryota; Viridiplantae; Streptophyta; Magnoliopsida; Brassicales; Brassicaceae
Product: leucine-rich repeat extensin-like protein 4
Exons: 2
Coding region: 164-1654 (496 amino acids)
Molecular function (GO): protein binding
Source: RefSeq, a predicted model, not a curated record